AUGGAAGACGGCAUGAUCGUCGGGGAUGGAACGUUUGACUCGAUAAAGCAAGGGUUUCCGCAUCUCGUGAGCUUUACAGACGUGUCGGAAGACCCUUCGACGCUUGUGAUGGAGGCUGACUGGCCAGAAGAAGGCGCGAGUGGUGGUGGUGGUGUUGUUGUCAAGGCAGACGAGGAGAAGCAGGCCAAAGCAGGCGACUCGAAAAGCGGCGGCGGCGGCGGGGUUCUGGUGCAGAAAGAAGACAGGCAGAUGGGCGGCGUGUCGUCUGGUCUGUACCUGACGUACUUGCGGUCCACGGGGUGGAACGGGGCGUUCGUGGCCGUGAGCAUCGUCGUGGCGUUUACGAUAUCGCAGACGGCAGUGGUGGCCACGGAUUGGUUCAUGGGGUUCUGGUCCACCCACCCGGGGAACGAUGUCACAUCCGUCGUCGUAUACGUCGUGCUAGCCCUCGUGGCGAUGGCGCUUGUGUGGGGGCGCAGUGUGUACGUGUUGUUUCUGUGCGUGUUGUGCUCCAAGGCGCUGCAUGCCAAGCUGUUCCGCAAGGUGAUUCACGCGCCUGUGACGACGUUCUUCGACAUCACGCCAGUCGGUCGUAUCCUCAAUCGAUUCUCCAGCGAUUUAGAUCAAGUCGACAGCAUCCUGCCGUUCUUUGGGGUCCUCUUUCUCCAAUUUGGGUUUCAAAUCGCCGCCGUGAUCGUAGUGUGUGCUGCCACGUCACCGUUUAUCUUGCUCGUGUACGUUCCACUCGUGUACUUGUUCCACAAGGUGCAAGUGUUCUUUCUGCUCACAUCGUCCGAGCUCAAGCGCCUCGAGAGCAUCUCCCGCACCCCCGUGAUCAACCUCAUCUCAGAAACCAUCGAUGGCCUCUCCACCAUCCGCGCCUUUGGCAUGACCGACGAGUUUGCUACCAAGAGCCGCACCAUACUCGACCACAACCAGAGCUACUUUAUGAUCUACCGCAUCUCGUCAAGGUGGCUGCAGAUGCGGCUUGACUGGCUCUCUGCGGGCAUCCUCGCCGGCGUGUCGUUCAUCACGGUCGUGUCCAAAGCGAGCAUCGGCAUCACCGCCGCGGGGCUGGCUCUGACGUACGCGGCCCAAAUGCCAUCGUUUCUAUCAAGAAUGACCAUGACAUCCUCCAUGAUUGAAAACAUCAUGACGUGCGUGGAACGGCUGGAGCAUUACAACUCGUUGGACACUGAAGGCGACUCUGUCAAUGCUUCGGCGGUUCUAGUAGCCCCGCCAAAGACGUGGCCAUCAGUGGGAUCAAUUGAGUUCAAAUCCUUCUCAAUGCGAUACCGUCCCAACUUGGAUUUGGUCUUGACGGAUGUGUCGUUUGAGGUCGUUGGAGGGGAAAAGGUGGGCAUAUGCGGGCGCACGGGGUCGGAUCAAGGCCGAGUGGUGGAGUACGACGCCCCCCUCGCCCUCUUGGCCACCGACGGGGGACCGUUCGCGCAGUUGGCGUCGCAUGCCCGGUUGGGCCAGUCGGGUGCCUUGUAG
Messenger RNA from Aphanomyces astaci, 1497 nucleotides. RefSeq lists its product as hypothetical. NCBI's taxonomy places the organism in Eukaryota, Oomycota, Saprolegniomycetes, Saprolegniales, Verrucalvaceae. Bases 1 to 1497 code for a protein of 498 amino acids. The record is from RefSeq and is a predicted model, not a curated record. Gene Ontology annotation, molecular function: ATP binding; ABC-type transporter activity. Gene Ontology annotation, biological process: transmembrane transport. Gene Ontology annotation, cellular component: membrane. The transcript is spliced from 2 exons.